This is a messenger RNA of Daldinia loculata, 545 nucleotides long. RefSeq lists its product as uncharacterized. Bases 1 to 435 code for a protein of 144 amino acids. NCBI's taxonomy places the organism in Eukaryota, Fungi, Ascomycota, Sordariomycetes, Xylariales, Hypoxylaceae. The record is from RefSeq and is a predicted model, not a curated record. The transcript is spliced from 2 exons.
AUGGAUGGUCAUCAGCAACCCAUCGAAAGUUCACUCAGUCAGGACUCCUUCUUCCCCUGGUUCUGUAAUAAUGGAGCAACAGAAGAUGAUAUAGUUGGUGCCGGUUACGUUGACUCAAGCCCCACGGGAGCUACCUAUGAUGACCCUUCCGGUGUCCCCUUUCAGGGUACUUACUACCCUCAUACUUACCAUCUUGUUUUCAAUGGUCUAGGUGCCAACGAUCCUGGUAUGGGCUAUUCUGACAUCAUCCCUCCCAGUACUUUCUAUUAUCAUCAUGAUCUUGCGUACACACACGAUAUUGGUUUCAACUAUCUAUAUGGCGAGCCUACAUAUACAGAUCCUUCUACCAACUAUCACCGCGACGCUGGCUUUACAAGCGUCAGCCAUGCCAAUGUUAACACCAAUAUGAACAAGACAAGCAUUGACUGGCUUUAGGAGCGCAACAUGAAGAUUACAUUAGCAUACUGGGAAAGGAGCUACGUGAAGAUGAUAAUAUCCAUACUCUAGUGGUUCAUAGGAUGUGGCCUUGUUUACUCUACUUCUUC